AUGUUCAAGAAUAUGAAUAUAAACAAGUUAUUCAAGAUUAUACCAAUCGUUCUAUGUAUAAAUACCAUUGGUAUUUUGUUAUAUUACAAUUCACACCUACGCCACAUAGCAAAUAAUCUCGAUUAUGUUAAUGCUUUGCCUCAAACAGGUUUUACGAGUCCUGAAAUCACCAAGAAAUUAAAGUCAAUACUUUCAUUCAAGCCACAUAAAGUUACUCUGGAAGUAACUAUUCCUACCGACUAUUUUGAAACCGAGGAGUUGGUUCAAGACCCUCGUGUUACAUUUGCCAUUACUUUAAAUUGGAUAUACCACCAAAUAAAGGUUGAUCCAGAAAAUGUAUCCUUCCCAUUUAAUUGGGCAGAUUGGGUGGAUUUGACUUAUUUGAAUCACCAAAUAUCCAAACCAGUAAAUGAAAAGAUCAAAUGUUCAGACUUAAUUGAACACAUUCAUUUUAACACUCCUGAUGAUAAAGCUAAAUCGAUUGCAGAUCCCAUGUUUUUUGGAUGUAAAAAUACGCAAGAUUUAACGGAAAAAGAAAUGGAAGAAAUGGGUUUAACCAAUUUAGAUAGAAUGCCCGGAUUUUUCCAAUUUUAUCACACUGUUUUCAAGCCUAGCGAAUUUAUUCGUAUGCUUCAAGGUAAAACCUAUUUGUUAUCAAAGAUGCCCCUUCCCCACCAAGUAAUAUUCCUUAAUGACGCUGGUGAUGAUUUGACAUUUCAGGUGGACGGAAAAACUACUGCACGUGAAUUAUUGAAAACAUACAUCACCAACAACAGCCUUGAGAAAAACAAAAUUAUUACCCUUGAUCCUAUAAAAGAAUUUCAACAGCUUCUAGAUUUACAAGGUGCAAAUACUUAUGAAAACUUAUACGAUGCUGACAAAAUAUACCACAUGAGCCGAUCAUGGUUUCAUUAUGGUUCUGAUAAUGUAACCAAUCAGAUUGAAAGAUUAACAUCACAAGAGGAACUAACACCAAUUGAAAGAGGGUACUUAACCUCACUCAUUAUUUCAAAAGAAGCAAGUGAGAAAAAACCACACAAUGAGCCAAUGUUUUUUAACACGGGCACUUUUAGGAAAACAAGUAUGAACAACGAUGACGGAGGGCACUAUGAUUGGAGAUUCAUUAAUGGUAGGUGGAGAGACCGUUAUAGACAUGCAAUUCUCUUAGAAAGACUAUUGAGAAGUUGGUUCAAAUUCUGCCAAAAGAAUGGAAUUGUAAGUUGGAUAAAUUUCGGAUCUCUCUUGGGGUGGUAUAGAAAUGGAGCUAUAUACCCCUUUGAUCUUGAUAUGGAUAUUCAAAUGUCCAUGUAUCAUAUGACUAUAUUGGGGAAAAAGUUCAAUCAAACUUUGGUGGUUGAAGAUUUGCAUGAAGGCACAGGGAAAUAUUUCAUAGAAGUUGGAACAUUUAUACAUAACAGAAAUAAGAUUGGAAGAUACCUUAACCAUAUUGAUGCUAGAUUAAUAGACGCUGAUAGUGGAUUAUACAUCGACCUCACAGCAUUGGCAACAGAGACAAAAUAUUCAGAUGUUCAUCCUAAAUUUUUCAAGGAUAUCUGUGAUGAUCGGGUUGAAGGACCUGUUUUAGAAGAUGAUGGUGACACUGAAGUUUACAACGAUAGAAAUGAUUGGGUUUAUAAAUUUGGUAACCUUUCCCCCUUACGUUUAACAUUCUUUGAAGGAGUUCCCUUUUAUGUACCAAAGCAGAUUGUAAAAAGAAUGAAAUUUCAGUAUCCCUGUGGCACAUUAAAUAACUUUGAAUUUAAGCAAUGGUACUACAUAGAGCAGGUGGGAACGUGGAUUCACGAGAAGGAAUUGUUUGCUGUGUUAAAUGUAGCAGAAAUAAAGAAAAAAGGAAAAAUAAAUAUAGACAAGGUUAAAAAGCAGGUUGAGAAUUUAACUGAUGAGCAGCUUUAUACCCUUAUAUCCAAUGAUCCAGCAACAUUGUCCAAUUACCAGUUAGCCAGACGCACAUCUGGGUUCCACACUAAAGAACACCAAUAUCUCUUUACAAUUGAUCCUGAGUUGCACAAGGGUAUAAAUGACCCACCAGAAGGAAAAGUCUUGGAUGCAAGUCCAGAAGAAAAUCCCGAAUAUCUUAAACUUAUUGAAGACAAUGUAUGGCUAAGAGCUCCACACAGAGAAUCAAUUUUUGAAUAUGAGAGAGUCAAGGGUAUGUACUCAGAAUUCAAUGAACUUGCAUUGAAAGAAUUGGAUAAAAUAGCUGUUUCCAAGUCUAGUAGUUAA
Messenger RNA from Spathaspora passalidarum NRRL Y-27907, 2244 nucleotides. RefSeq lists its product as uncharacterized. The record is from RefSeq and is a predicted model, not a curated record. The transcript has a single exon. Bases 1 to 2244 code for a protein of 747 amino acids. NCBI's taxonomy places the organism in Eukaryota, Fungi, Ascomycota, Pichiomycetes, Serinales, Debaryomycetaceae.